AUGUACGGACGCGGAAAGGGAGACAAACUUGCUGCUGUGGCAAAGCUUCUGCUCACGCUGGCAGGAGACGGCCGUGGCAGCUGCGCAUACCUGAAGCAGCGGACACCAACAACCGCCAAAAAAGCGGUCCACGAAGAAGAGGCAGCCGUCCCGCCACCCCCGCACAAGGGGGAAAACGGGGCGGCUGCAAUCCUGCCCAGCGCCGCCACUGACGACGCCGUGGCUGCUCUCAAAGCCGCGAUGGCGACAGAGAGAGCGGCAGGUCGUCGGUCUCCAUCGGGUGCUGCAAGAGUUACGGGAAGAAAUCCGGCUGAUGCAAAAGAAGACACCCGCCCCCGUUGCCGCCCCUACGGUGGUACGACAAGUUGGGGUGGAUGUGUCUACGCAAACGGAUAUGUCCACGCAGACGGAUGUGUCCGCUCAAACGGACGUCGCCCCGGAACCUGUAGCAAUAAAGGAGACCGGGUAGACGCCCAUGGACGUGGUGCAGUCUGUCUCUCCGCCGCCGCCGCCGCGGCCGCCGCUGCCGCCGCCGCCGCCGCCUGA
Schistocerca gregaria is the source of this 546-nucleotide messenger RNA. RefSeq lists its product as uncharacterized. The record is from RefSeq and is a predicted model, not a curated record. Lineage: Eukaryota; Metazoa; Arthropoda; Insecta; Orthoptera; Acrididae. The coding region runs from base 1 to 546 and encodes 181 amino acids. The transcript has a single exon.